Boleophthalmus pectinirostris (great blue-spotted mudskipper) is the source of this 3309-nucleotide messenger RNA. RefSeq names its product platelet endothelial aggregation receptor 1 (gene pear1). Gene Ontology annotation, molecular function: protein binding; scavenger receptor activity. The record is from RefSeq and is a predicted model, not a curated record. Lineage: Eukaryota; Metazoa; Chordata; Actinopteri; Gobiiformes; Gobiidae.
AUGCCUGCCCCGGGCCCCUCCCUCUGCCCCCUGACCCCGCCCCUCCUCCUCUGGCCCCUCCUCCUCUGGACCCUGCCCCCCCUCGGCUCCGCCCUCGACCCCCGGGACCCAAACGUGUGCAGCCUGUGGGAGACCUUCACCACGUCCGUGAAGGAAUCGUACUCGCAGCCGUUCGACCAGGUGUCGGAGGAGGCGUGUGUGAGGGGGCAGGACCGCUCCAGGUGUGUGCGGCACAGGGUGGUUUACAGGACGGCGUACAGACAGGCCGUGAAGACGGACUACCGCCGCCGCUACCAGUGCUGCCCCGGGUACUACGAGAGCGCCGACAAGUGUGUGGCUCGCUGUACUCAGGAGUGUGUCCACGGUCGCUGUGUGGCCCCUGAGCGGUGUCAGUGUGAGGGCGGCUGGAGGGGCCCCGACUGCUCCAGCGCGUGUGACUCGAGGCACUGGGGACCCGACUGCAAACGUCGGUGUCUGUGUGAGAACGGGGCGGAGUGUAACCCGGUGACUGGGCGAUGUCGGUGCCCCGCGGGUUUCACCGGGGUGCACUGUGAGGACCCGUGUCCACCGGGCACCUACGGGUCCUCCUGUCUGCAGAGGUGCAAGUGCGGGGCAGGCGGCACCUGUCACCGGGCGACGGGCGAGUGUGUGUGUCACAGCGGAUUCACCGGCGUCUUUUGUGAUAAAGUUUGCUCUGGCGGGCGCUGCCCUCCGCGGUGCCCCUGUCAGAACGGGGGCGUGUGCAAAGGGAAGGGCGUGUGUGACUGUCCCCCGGGCUGGACCGGCUCUGUGUGUACAGAGCGAUGUCCUGUCGGGCGCUUUGGGCCCAACUGUACUUCAGAGUGUGUGUGCCACAACAGAGGACACUGCCACCCAGAGACGGGGCAGUGCCAGUGCACCGAGGGCUUCACCGGCGCCAGGUGCAGUGAGGAGUGCCCGGUGGGUUCCUUCGGUCAGGACUGCUCUGGCGUCUGUGACUGUGCCAACGGUGCCCGCUGUUACAACAUCGACGGGGGCUGCCUGUGCGAGCCGGGCUUCAGGGGCCCUCAGUGCACGCAGAGGAUGUGUGCCCACGGCUCGUACGGCAUGCACUGUGAGAAGACGUGUCUGUGCCAGGACAAGAACACGCUCAGCUGCCACCCGAUGAAGGGCGAGUGCACGUGCGAGCCGGGGUGGGCGGGGCUUCACUGUAACGAGACGUGUGCGGUCGGGUUCUACGGCCCCGCCUGCCUGGAGCCCUGUCUCUGCGUGAACGGAGGAGAGUGUGACGGGGCCACGGGCAGGUGCAGGUGCGCACCUGGCUUCACGGGGCCUCACUGUGAGACGGUUUGUAAGAGCGGAACCUUCGGACCAAACUGCUCCCACGAGUGCAACUGUCUCCACGCUGUAGACUGCUCCCCUGUGGACGGAACCUGCUACUGCAAGGACGGCUGGAGGGGCCCCCAGUGCUCAGCCUCCUGCUCAGAGGGAACCUGGGGCCCCGGCUGUAACAGGACCUGUGCCUGUGCCAACGGGGCCAAGUGUGACCCUGCCGACGGCUCCUGCACCUGCUCCUCCGGGUGGCAGGGGGCGCUGUGUGACCAGCCCUGUCCCAUCGGACACUUUGGACCCGACUGUCAGAAGAGGUGUGAUUGUUUCCAGGCGACGGGGGGACGGGCAGUGUCGGGUGGACGGGUCGGGUCGGGUGGACGGUGUGUCGGGGUGGACGGGUCAGUGUCGGGGUGGACGGGUCAGUGUCGGGGUGGACGGGUCAGUGUCGGGGUGGACGGGUCAGUGUGUCGGGGUGGACGGGUCGGGGUGGACGGGUCAAGUGGUGGUCGGAGUGUCGGGGUGGACGGGUCAGUGUCGGGGUGUCGGGGUGGACGGGUCAGUGUCGGGGUGGACAGGGUCACGGGGUCAGUGUCGGGGUGGACGGGGCCCCGCUGCAGUGAGCCGUGUGCUGAGGGACUGUGGGGACCCGGCUGUAACCAGAGCUGUGUGAAGCACUGCCCCAACAGCGCCACCUGCCUGCGGGACAGCGGGACGUGUGUGUGUCACCCGGGCUACUGGGGCCCGCGCUGCCAGACCAAGUGCAGAGGCGGUGUGUUCGGCGACAGGUGCAGUCAGUCGUGUCCGUCCUGUGGGGGGAGUUUCCUGUGUCACCAUGUGUCGGGUCAGUGUGAGUGUCCAGCAGGACACACGGGGCCCGACUGUGACCAGGUUUGUCCCUCUGGAUUCUUCGGGCCCCAGUGCUCGCAGCCGUGUGGUCCCUGCACCAACUCGUCCUGUGACCCUCGGGACGGACGCUGCGUGUGUCCCGCGGGCUGGACCGGACCCGACUGCUCCAAACCGUGUGAACCCGGGCGCUUCGGUCUGUUCUGUGCUCAGAGCUGCUCGUGUGCGCCCCCUCUGGUGUGUGAGCGGGUGAGCGGGCAGUGUGUGUGCGGCGACGGAGAGUGUCAGCCGGACCCGACGUCGCAGGCGGGCAGCGUCAUGGUGCCCCUGCCCCCCAGCGAGCGGGAGUCGUGGGGGGCCAUCGUGGGCAUCAUGGUGCUGGUGCUGCUGGUGGUGCUGCUCCUGGCGCUGCUGCUGCUCUACCGCCACCGCCAGAAACAGAAGCACAACGCCGCGCCCACCGUGUCCUUCUCCGCCAGCCGCCCCGCCCGUUCCGAGUACGCCGUGCCAGACAUCCCUCACAGUUACCACCAGUACUACUCCAACCCGAGCUACCACACCCUGAGAGAGAACAGGGCCACCCUGCCGCACCUGCCCAACAACCACGACAGGAGCAUCAAGAACACCAACAACCUUCUGUUCGGGAGCCUGAAGAACACAGAGCGACAGAGACGGGGGCUGUACGGCCUCGACGGGAGCAACACCCUGUCAGCGGACUGGAAACCCCACCACCCCUGCACCCACUCAGGGGCGUACGGAAUCGACCGCAGCUACAGUUACAGCGCAGGAGCCGGAAAAUAUUAUCAUAAAGAGCUGAAGGAGAGUCUGGCCGUGAGCAGUAGUUCUGUGAACAGCGAGAACCCGUACGCCACCAUCAAGGACCUGCCGGGGCUGCCCUUCUGCGGGACCCUGGACCCCCCCUGCGGGCCCCCCGAGAGCAGCUACAUGGAGAUGAAGUCCGCCGUGCCCCGGAACCGCUCGUACACGGAGCUGAGCCGGCCGCCGCCCACCACCCCGCCCCCCCGAGAGCCCGGAUACUUCUCACAGGACGACCCCCUGAGCCACUACGACCUCCCCGUCAACAGCCACAUCCCCGGACACUACGACCUGCCCCCUCUGCGCCGGCCGCCCUCCCCCAGGAGACCCCCGUACUGA